Messenger RNA from Grus americana (Whooping crane), 9013 nucleotides. It is a transcript of the gene PDGFRB, whose product is annotated as platelet derived growth factor receptor beta. Gene Ontology annotation, cellular component: signaling receptor complex. The transcript has 24 exons. The coding region runs from base 383 to 3664 and encodes 1093 amino acids. Gene Ontology annotation, biological process: cell chemotaxis; angiogenesis; protein phosphorylation. Gene Ontology annotation, molecular function: platelet-derived growth factor binding; platelet-derived growth factor beta-receptor activity; ATP binding. The record is from RefSeq and is a predicted model, not a curated record. NCBI's taxonomy places the organism in Eukaryota, Metazoa, Chordata, Aves, Gruiformes, Gruidae.
CUCUGCAAAGGGUCCCCGCAGAGGGUGGAGGGAGGAAGUCGGAGGGACUCUGCUCCUCAUUGGCGAGGCAGCCUCCCCCCUUCCCCUCCUCCCGAGGUCUCUUUUAUUUAUACACGCACACACACACGCGUGCACAUCCCUCCGCCCGGGGCUUUGCUCCACGCCGGGGCCCGAGGCGGCCGGACCCCCCUCCCAGUGGAAAAGCCUUGCCAGCUGGGGAAGGCUGGGAGGGCAGGGAGAGCCUCGGCAGGCAGCAGAUAAAGAGCGUGGAGGAGGAGAGGAAGGAAUUUUGGGGCGGCCAGCGCCUGUGGGACGUGCGGCACCAGCGCUUGCCUGGUGGGACCCUGCCCAAGGAUUUGGCCGCCGAGCCACGGAACCCACCAUGCUGUGCCCCUCUCUGAAGGCAUCUCUCCAGCUCCUUGUCCUCACUGGUCUGCUGGAGAUAACGUCGGGGGGUAGUGGACUGCACGUUGAACCCGGAGACACUGAGCUUGUCCUUGACCUCCACAGCACCUUCUCCCUCUUGUGCUAUGGGGACAGCGUGCUGGUCUGGGAACGGGAGGGUCAGCCCCUUGCCGCCUCGCUGGAGCACAGGGAUGGUGUCUUCGUCAGCAAUCUCACCCUCAGGAACGUGACGGGCCGUCAGACUGGGGAGUAUGUGUGCACCUACAGCCCUGACCAGGCUCCAGAGCCAGUGGAGAGGAAAGCCCUGUACAUCUACGUUCCAGAUCCCUCCCUAGUCUUCCUCCCCACAAUCACCUCUGAAGAGCUCUUCAUCUUCAUCACGGGCUACACAGAGGCCAUCAUCCCAUGCCGUGUGACUGACCCACAGAUGCAGGUGACCCUCUAUGAGAAAAAGGUGGAGAACCCCAUCCCAGCUGCUUAUGACCCACAACAGGGAUUCAAAGGCUUCUUUGAGGAUAAGACCUACUUCUGCCGGACAAUCGUGGAUGACCAGGAGGUGGAUUCAGACACCUUCUACGUCUACAGGAUCCAGGUCUCGUCUGUGAACGUCUCCAUCAGCGCAGUGCAGACCAUAGUGCGUCAGGGAGAAAAUGUUACCCUGAUGUGCACCGUGAGCGGCAAUGAGCUGGUCAACUUCAACUGGGAUUAUCCCCGUAAGCAAGCAGGGAAGGCUGUGGAGCCGGUGACUGACUUCCUGCCUGGAUCCACCCACGAGAUCCGCUCCAUCCUCAUCAUCCAGAAUGCAGAGCUGGAGGACAGUGGGACCUAUGUCUGCAAUGUCUCUGAGGGCUACCAUGAGAAAACGGACCGGAAAGACAUCACAGUCCAUGUGAUUGAGCAUGGCUUUGUGCGCUUCCACACCCGCCUGCCCAGCACAGUGUACGCCGAGGUCCACAAGAGCCACACCAUCCAGGUGGAGGUGGAAGCCUACCCUCAACCCAGCAUUGUGUGGCUGAAGAACAACAAGACGUUGGCCAUGGAGAGCAGCAGUGAGUUCACCAUCACCAGCAGGAACCUGUCAGAAACCAGGUACCAGACGGCUCUGGUGCUGGUGCGGGUGAAGCAGGAAGAAGGAGGAUUUUACACCAUCCGGGCUUCCAAUGAGGAUGAUGAGCAGGAGCUGUCCUUCCAUCUGCAGAUAAAUGUGCCAGCCAAAGUGGUGGAUCUCAGGGAGAACAGCAGUGCCAGCAGUGGGGAGCAGACUGUAACAUGCUCUGCUGAAGGCAUGCCCCAGCCAGAGAUCAGCUGGUCUACUUGCAGUGACAUCAAAUGGUGCAGCACCAAGGGACAGACCACUCGGCUGCUGGGGAACGAGUCCGCAGAAAUCAGUCUGCAGACCAACGCCACGUACCACGCAGAGCUGCAGGUGUACCGUGUGAACAGCACCCUGCAGCUGCACAGGGUGGAUGAGCCCCUGCUCCUGAGAUGCACCGUGCAAAACUUCCUGGGCACCAACUCCCAGGACAUCACUCUGGUCCCACACGCUUUGCCAUUCAAGGUGGUCAUCAUCUCUGUCAUCCUGGCCUUGCUGGUCCUCACCAUCAUCUCCCUGAUCAUCCUGAUCGUCCUGUGGCAGAAGAAACCUCGUUAUGAAAUCCGCUGGAAGGUGAUUGAGUCAGUCAGCUCCGAUGGGCACGAGUACAUCUAUGUGGAUCCCAUGCAGCUCCCUUAUGACUCCAGCUGGGAGGUGCCCAGGGACAAGCUGGUGUUAGGACGCACUCUCGGCUCAGGUGCCUUUGGACGUGUGGUGGAGGCAACAGCCCAUGGCCUGAGCCAUUCGCAGUCUGCCAUGAAAGUGGCAGUCAAAAUGCUCAAAUCCACCGCCCGGAGCAGCGAGAAGCAAGCCCUCAUGUCCGAGCUGAAGAUCAUGAGCCACCUGGGACCUCACCUCAACAUUGUCAACUUGCUGGGGGCCUGCACCAAAGGAGGGCCCAUCUAUAUCAUCACCGAGUACUGCCGCUACGGGGACCUGGUGGACUACCUGCACCGCAACAAGCACACCUUCCUGCAGUCCUACGGUGAGAAGGCCCGGCGAGAGGCAGAGGUGUAUGGGAACACCGCCAAGGAGGACCACGUGCAGAGUCACCUCUCCUUGUCUGUCGAGAGCGAUGGGGGCUACAUGGAUAUGAGCAAGGAUGACUCCCUGGAUUAUGUGCCCAUGUCCGACAUGAAGGGUGAAGUCAAGUACGCUGACAUCGAGUCCUCUAACUAUGGCACCCCGUAUGAGCUGGACAGCUAUUCCCCAUCAGCUCCUGAAAGAACAGACCGGGUGACGCUUAUAAAUGAGUCUCCACUCCUCAGCUACAUGGACUUGGUGGGCUUCAGCUUCCAGGUGGCCAAUGGGAUGGAGUUCCUGGCUUCCAAAAACUGUGUGCAUCGUGACCUGGCUGCCAGGAAUGUCCUCAUCUGUGAGGGGAAGCUGGUGAAGAUCUGUGACUUUGGCCUGGCGAGGGACAUCAUGAGGGAUUCCAACUAUAUCUCCAAAGGCAGCACCUUCUUGCCCCUUAAGUGGAUGGCUCCAGAGAGCAUCUUCAACAACCUCUACACCACCCUGAGCGAUGUGUGGUCCUUUGGGAUUCUCCUCUGGGAGAUAUUCACUCUAGGGGGAACUCCAUACCCUGAACUGCCUAUGAACGAACAAUUCUACAAUGCCAUCAAACGUGGCUAUCGGAUGUCCAAACCCACCCACGCCUCUGAUGAAAUCUACGAUAUCAUGCAGAAGUGCUGGGAGGAGAAGUUUGAGAUCAGACCAUCCUUCUCACAGCUGGUGGUGCUUAUGGGAAACCUCUUGGUGGAUUGUUACAGAAAGAGGUACCAGCAGGUGGAUGAAGAAUUCAUGAAGAGUGACCAUCCCGCUGUUGUCCGCACAAGACCCAUAAUCCCCGGGCUGAACAACGCCAGGCUCACUGCCAGCUCCCCCACCGGCAGCAUCCUCUACACGGCUGUGCACCAGAACGGGGGCGAGAAUGAUUAUAUCAUCCCUCUUCCCGACCCCAAACCCGAGGCAAUCUGCGAUCUCCCUCAGGAGGCCUCCAUCAGCCGGGCCAGCUCUAUGCUGAACGAGGCCACCACAUCGUCUACAAUAUCCUGUGACAGCCCUCUGGGCCUCCGGCAGGAUGAGGAGCAGGAAUCCGACCCACAGCCAAGCUGCCAGGAGCCAACCACGGGGCACCAAGAGGUGGAGGAGAGUUUCCUGUAGUCAGAGCUGGGCUGACUCUGUAUCUCCCCAUGGCGAGGCCAACUGAGGGGCUGACCCAGACAUCACAGAGAGCCAUGCUUUGCACUUGUACUGCGGGACAUCCCCACCUGUCCCAGCAUUCCUCCUUCCCUCCUGUCUGCCAGUGUCGAGUGGGGAAUUAAAGACUAUUCCCCAUUGCCAUCCCCUUCCCCCUUACAAAGAGGUGGCUCAGAGCCAACAACCUUCCAGAUCACUGCCACAUCCUCCUCAGUGAUCAAACCACUGCAGGAGGGAGACAUCUCACAGACCAACAUCUUCUUUUCAAGUGGAAGACGUGGGCUGGAUCUCCACAAGAGAUGCCACUUUCUGCAUUGCUAAGAUGAUUCUCCAGCCUCUUCCCCUCCAUGCUCUUUAGAUGGCAAUGAGUUUCAUCUCUUCUGCACCAGCACUUCUCUGAUGGUCUCAGCACCAGCCACGCCGUGGUUUGGUGAAAUGCCACCAGGACGGAUGAUUUGCUCGGAGCUCAUUGCUGGGGUGCAGACAACCUGUAACAUCAACCUUCAGCUGCUGGAGAUCAAGUGUACAUUGGGUAGAUUGUCCUGCAAGCACAGCCAAGUCCUGGAGAGACCAGCCAGAGUCUUAGAGAUACUGAACCACCAUUUUCAUUUCUUGACAGCUCUUCCACUGCAGAUAGAGCGUCACAAGCACUACAGGUACCCAUGGCUCUGGGGCACAGCUCUGCACCCACCUAGAGGGGCUGUCACACCCCUUGAGCCCAGCACAGCACCAGGAGUCCCAAGGGCAUGCCAGGAACUCAAAAUACUCUCACAAUGACUCUGUUGUGGUAGCAAAGAGGGCAGUCCAAUGUUGUUCAUGUCACCUGUGUAGACACUAAGCUAAUUAUUCUCCCUUGAAGAUGUAAAGGGAACAAAUAUAUUAAUCCACUAGCCAGGGCCAGUAUAAGGAAGCAAUAUGGCUAUUCAUUAAUCUUCUACUGCCACUAAGCCCAGCUCAUCUGCUGGGAAAUCAUAUAACCCCACCAGUUGCAAAAUCUUUGUGCCUUAUCUUUGAGAAGCAAGGGCUCCUUUUUGAUGGACUGUUCACCUGAACACCCUUUCUCAGGAUGGCAGAUCUCACCGGUCUCUCCUGAGUCAUAGCAAGACUACGGGGAGCAAUAAUGAUGCCAGAACACCAACCCAGGGACAUCUCAAAAGAGAGAGAGGGAGAGAGGCUGGGAAGCUGUUUUGGUCACAGCUGAACUGUAUCUCACACCCUGCCACUUUCUGGGGGCCAGGCAUAGACACUUGUGACCUACCGGGGCUGUGGAUGAAGUGUCAUGGGGAAUCAAGCAGAGCAAGAGGAAUCGGGGAGGAUUCCUCUCUCUUGGAAUGUGUUUUGAAGAAUAAAAGGGCAGAGACCUUCCUCCUGCUUCUCGCCUCCUUCCUUGCUUCUCACAGGCAGACCUGGGACUUCUUGUGCUCUCAGCUGGAACUUGAAUGACGAGACUCAAAGCAGGAGGAACAUCAGGCUUUUGAAAUCAGUCAGCAACCCCAUCUCUGCAGGGAUGAAAGCUGGACCCCCCAAACUACAGGUCUGACACCACAGAAACUAGCAGGGUUUUUUCUGAAAGGAGAAGGUUCACCUUGCACGGAGCUCUGUUUGCUGCAUGCCCCCCACUCCCAGUAACCCCUUCAUUUCCCUACUCAUGCACAUAUCUCUGUGCAUCCUACCAAAAUUGCACAGGCAGGUUUACAAAUUCAUAAAUUCAAUCAGCAUCUUGCUGGGCUUCUGCCACCUCAGAGCCACUGAGAAUUCUAUUUUUUUUCCAAAAUAUGAAACUUCUGCCAGAAAUCCCCAGCAAAACAGCUUCUGUUUUAAGUUGUCUAUCGUUGCAAUGCUGCCAUUUAUGCAGCUAAAAGAGAAGAAGGUGUUUUGUGGGCUGAUGUCCUUGGUAAAAUGUGAACAUAAGAAAGAGCACUUUUAUUGGCAGCCAGUGGAGUAUAUUUUCAGCCCAUGUGGUCAGAUUCACCACCAUCCAUAGGAAACACACUGUGAAUGACAACUGUUUUUCCAUGCUCUGUUUCUCAGGCUUGUAAUGAAGGAGCCAUCUUCUGUGGCCACAGUUCAUUAAAUUACCCUAACAGCAGAGAAGCAGUAACUUAUGCGAUCCUUGGGAUCAGACCACUUUAUUUUUCUAACAUGUAAGGUGCUUUGUAGGAUCUGUGUCACUGCAACUUGAGCCCACAGGAUGACACAUCAGAUCAUCCUGAUAGCCCCUGUCUGCACCAGCUCCAUUUUUAAUUUGUCCUUCUCUAUCAAAGGUGACCAGAAGUACCCAGUACUCCAGGCGAGGUCAAAUCAAGACCUCGCAUAGGGCAUUAAUAGUUCUGGUCUGUACUGGAUUUGACUUGCCUGGUGUAGCUUUGGAUAACGUUGGCCUUUUCCUUGCCACAACAUACCGGUAGUUUGGAGUCAUCCUCUAACCAAUCUGAGCACAUACGUCUUUCUACUCUUCCAGCAUUUCUAAACAAGAUACUCCCUGCUGUUCCAGACAUUGGGUCAUCAGUACAUUUUGUUAACAAACUGUUAUUUUUGGGCUGGACUGACUAAUAAAAAUAUUAAAUACUUCUAGCAUCAAGAGCAACCCUAAAGAGCUACUUUUACUACUUCUGUCCAGCCCAAAGAUUUCCCCAUCAAUUAACUCCUUGUCACCCUCCAUUUGGCCAUUUGCUUAUUUACUUAAUAAAUCCUGUACUAAACUCCAUCUUGUACAGAUUAAUUACUAAUUAAAUUACUAAUUUUCCACUAUCAAAUAGUUUCCACAGUCCUGAAAGAGGAGAUCUAUUUCUUCUCCCUGCUGGGGGAACUCAGGUAUCCUGUCCUAUUAGCUGGGCAUUAUCUACACUUGGAUGCCUAUUGCAUUUUGUCCCAUUUGUAGAUUUAUUGUAUUUAUUCUUUGCAUCAAAACCUAUUCUGGCUGCUGACGGGGUGCUAACCCCACCUCCCUCUUCCUUCUUAAAGUAGGUACACCAGACUCUUUGCAAAAUGGUACAGUUCUCCACUCCAGAGAGAUAUGACCAAAUAUUUACCCUUGGCCCUGUGAUUGCAAGGGCCAAGUCUUGCACUUCAUGGUACUUUCCUGUCCUUACUCAACUAUUCCCGUCACCAUUUAGCGAGGGCGUGCGCACCCGCUGCAGCGAGCAGAUCUUUUCAGCCAGGGACAGGCUGGCAGCUGGGCAAAGCCAAUGUGUUUUGCUAAGCAUCCCUGCAGCUCUCCUCCAAGAGAGGGCUUGGUGGGGCUGAGGCUUACAGCACCCCCCAGACAAGCUCUCUCCACACAGGGAGCCGGAUCCAGCCCCCUCUCUCUCUGCCACCGACAUUCCAGUCCCUGUGCAACCCGGUGGGUGAGGGCCAGCAGAAAUGGUCAUCUGUUCUGGGCCCACUGGUUUUGUAGCCAUAAUUUUUCCAGUGAGAUUCCAGAGGGAACAGGUCCCUCUGGGUUUUUAGUUUCGAUGAUCAUGGCAGGGGGGUUGGAACUAGAUGAUCUUUGAGGUCCCUUCCAACCCAAACCAUUCUAUGAUUCUAUGAUUCUAUGUUUUUUGCUUGGGUGUGUUUUUGUGUUUAGAGGUGGACCCAAACUGAGCCCCCCAAAAAGGGACACAUGCCACAGCUUGGGCCCAUCUCUAGUGCAAUAUCUUUUAUACGUAGAUUAUAUUUUACUCUACAGCUGUUGCGUCAUUAUCAGCACCAAUAUAUACAUAAUCCUACUGCCAGAGUCACUAUGUCAUAAGUGUAUCCCAGAAACUAUUGUGACACUCCGGUGUCUCUUUCCACAUUUAAGAUGCUUCUCAGACUGAUGUGUGCACAGGUUUUAAUCCUUUUGUCCUUCUCGGUUUGAGCGUGUUAUUAUUUUUUUAAGCAAGAGUGUCACGUUUAGUGUUUGUUUGUGUCGUCUUAAGAAAUCUAGAGCACAGCGGACUUUACUCGUAACUAAAUUGUCUCUGUUCACCUGCCAAGGGGACUGUGGUGGAGUCCCACGGGGACGGGAGGCAGAAGUGCAGUGCAGAUGUGCAGUCAGGAGGAAGUCAGCCAGAAGUGAGAAAUGGCUCUUCCCCUUCUUCCCAGUCAGGGCUCUGGGCUGGGGGAGAGACGGCACCACAAAUAGAGGGUACUGGGCAGUGGGUUAGGUUUUGGCUGUAGGGAAGCUGGGUCUGUGUAAAGCUGGGCCUGUGUAAAGCUGGGCAGAUCUGGAGAAGGGGAUUUCACAGAUGUCUCCUUUUGGGGGCUUUUUCUAACAUGAGAUGUCAGCUAAUGCGCUAAGGAGGCAAACCCCAUGCUCCAACGCACAGGCGCGAGGAAGGGCUCUGGCCGGGCUCAGUGCUCAGCUCAGAUCCCAGGAUCAGUGGGGCCAGUUCACAGUGCGAACCACAGGAUGUCCCACAUGGACAGGAGAGCAGCGGGCUGCCAAGCCAGCCCCAGGGAACUCGGACGAGGUCUGGCUGUACUCCCACUUGGAGAACAUGAAAGUUUCCCUUUGGCAGCCCUCGGCAGCCUUUUGGCAGCCUUUGCCCCGGGUGGUUGCACAGGCAGAGAGCAGCCAGGGCAGCUGCAGGUCCUCAGUGGGCACCGGGCAGCUCUUGGGCCAGGUACAGGUCCUUUCCGCAGCAGACCCCAGCCCUGCCUGGAUGCUGAGCAGCCAGGGAUGACAGUAACAGUGGAGACACCAUGCUGUCCGCAGGACUUGCCCAGGGCAGGCCAGUUAUUGUUAAAAAAUCAGAUUUCGCAGGCCAGCACAUGGGUAGCUGGGGUCCCAGCAUAAUUCCCAUGUUUCACACAGAGGGCUGAGGUCUCCGGGACACGCCAAGACGGAUCCAGUUGGCUUUGACAAAGGCAGGGGAACUGCCCCAGUGCAGCUCCAGCAGCACUUUGGAGAGAUGACUCUUGCAGGGGUGGGAAGAGGCAGGGAAGCCAACUUGUGCUGGGAGGCCUGCAGCAUCCCAUCGUUCCUGUCCUUUCCUCCUUCAUGGAUUGCACCAGAACUGCAAAGUGUGCCCAAAGCGUGCCCUCUGCCCUCUCCCACUCCUGCUGUGCUGGCUUGCUGGCAUCAUGCUGUUACUCUGCAGCAUCUCUGAACUGAAGCAGCACCUGCCUCCACGCUCUCUGUCAGAAACCAUCCUGAGGGAAAAGGAAAAAACAGAGUUCAGACUAAGGUACCAAAGAGUUAACAUUUUCCUAGGUUUACAGAUGUAUUUGUAGGAUUUGUACUAUGUCACAUCUAUAGCCAUGAGACAUUAUUUUUAUGCUGUAAACUUUUACAAAUAUGUUUUUAAAGAAAGAGUUUAAAAAUAAAAGUGUUUUUCUUUUUGCAAA